GUUAAAGCAGAGAGUACUCCUCCCGGUUUUAAAGUCUUUGUGUGGAGCAGGUGGAGCACAUAGCUCGAGUAGGUCUGCAACUAGGACUGCAUUUUCAGUUCGGCAUGCUCUGGGAAAUUGGAAAACUGUGAGCAAUGAAAGUUUUAGAAUGUCCAUGUCGGAACGCAAUACACCCAGUCAUGGGCAUCGCCAAAGACCGCCACCGGAUGUGGACGAGGCUCUAUCCUCCAUGCUAUGGACCCCCUACGAGCGUACACCCAUGCCCAGUUCAUCGGAGGGGGAGGAAGAGGACGAUGAUGAGCGACUUAAUCGUAAAUUGCGUAAAUCACAAAGCAGUUAUGAGACUUCCACCUUGAGUGCCCCACAACCUGCAGUCCCUCAGCAUCGCCAUCAUCAGCAUCAUCAUCAUCAGCCUCAGCAUCAUCAUCAACAUCACUAUCCCGCACUUUUGCCCCCUGUGCCUUCUUUCACCCACUUUAGUUUAAGUGCAUUCGAUGCAGCAAUCGCCGGUAUCAAUUUGACCAAAUCUUCUGUCGAAGUUGAAACUGCAACAGCAAAUGGACGAGAUGAGCGGGCAGCUAGAAAUCGUUUCUCUUAUCCCUUUUACUAUGGCAGUCCGGCUCAUACAUUGACCCAAUGGUGUUCCUCGGCAACGACAGCCGUCAAAGAGCCGCCUUCCUAUGAGUCCCUCUAUGUCGAUAGCCACGAUGGCAACACGGAUGGUGCUCCAGCUUCAUUGGGAGCAGCCACAUCAGUCCUAUCUCUAGCCAGUGUGGGCAAGGCUCUGACACCGGCAUCGAGGCCAUGUGAUAGAUCGCAACGAUCGCCAAAACUAACGGCAGAUGUUCCCGCUGAGCGUUUGGUUCGCUCCUUUACGGAUGAUUACAUAUCGCAGAAUUGCGCCUCAUUCACGCCAGCAAUAAACAACAAUAACAACCCAUCAACGGAAAUUGAGCCGCAACAACAACAAAAACAGCCGCAACCAACAACGAAUGCAAGAUCACAACAAAGUAAAGAAAAGGCGAAUUGCAUUAUCAAUGAACAGAGAGAAAUGGCAGCGACGCCGGCAGCGACAGCGACAGCAAUAAACGAGGAAACCAGCCCAGGCCAGCAACAACAGCAGCAGCCGCAGCAGCAGGUCAAUCAACCUGUUUCCUGUGAGUCUGCCGCUGCCACUGCCACUGUCUCUGCCGCUGCCGCUGCUCUGGCUACAACUACAACUGCAACUACAACUGAGAGCCUAAACGAGAGAGUAAGCCACAUUGGCGUGGGAGAGGCAAACGACGGCAGCACCAACACCAUUGAGAACAGCAGCGUGUUGGCAGCGAGCAACCAAGUCGAACUCGAACAACAUUGUCGAGCAAGUGAGAGAGCCGCGAUCAGUCUCUCUUCAACGUUCGCGCCGUGCACAACGAACGCGAGUAAUAGCUGGAACCACAACAACAACAACAACAAUUCGUCGUCGUCGUUUGCGUCGUCGUCGGUGGUGCUGCGGCCCAACAAAUGUUUGGCAGAACUCGAACGUUUGUAUGCCGAAUUUCGCGCGAGUGAAAGUAGAUUUGAGCGUGAACUAGUGAGUCAACAACAAACGUUCGCCAUGCGUUUGAAUGUGCCAGCAGCAGGAGCAGCAUCAGCAGCAAAAACAAAAACAACAACAACAAAAGCAGAUGCAGCAACUGCCACAACAAGCAGUGUGUUUCUUAGCAAUAGCAACAACAACAACAAUUGCAAUGGCAACGGCAAUCAAGUUGUCGAGAGCAUUAGCAACAACAUUGCCAUUGGCAAGUUGUCGACGUCGUCGUCGUCGCCGUCGUCCUGCCAGCGACAGCCGAGCCUAACGAUACAAGUGAAUAACGGCAACAAUAACGGUACUAAUAACGGUAAUCCAAUCGAAUCGAGUAUUGUGAAUAAUAAUAACGGUGUUUGUGUUGUCAAUUGCAAUUAUACCGCCACCAGCACCAACACCAACACCACCCCCACUAGCAACAGCAACAGCAGCAACAUCUGCAAUAACAACAACAACAACAACAACAACAGCGUGGUGGAAAUAAAUAAUUCUGUGCCAGUGUUCAGUGCAAGUUUACAAAAUAAGUUAAAUAAUUUAAAUAAUAAUGAUUCAAAUGUUGUUGGUGCUACAAACACCACCAAAACAUCGAUACAACAGCAGCAGCAGCAACAUGUUGUUGCUGCUGAUAGCAAUGAUAACAGUGUCAAUAUAAUCAAUGUGAAUGCCAUUGUCCCGCCCGCGCCUGCGCGCACCUUCACCUCAACAGAAUGCCAAACGGAUGAUCAGCAACUUCAGGAGCAACCUGACCAGCAGCAGCAACAGCAGCAACCGGAGCAACAGCAACAGCAGCAAUUGCGCACACGGGAGCAACGUAGAAGGGAACGACGAGAACGUCGCCAGCAGCAACAGCAGCAAUCGUUUCCACCGCUUCAUCCACCGCGUAGACAAAAUACACAGCAGCCGCAAUUGCAUCCACCGCCACAUUUGCAUCAUCAGCAUCCGCAUCCGCACCCGCACCCGCAUCCGCAUACACAUCCGCAUCCAGCUGCCAUGGGAUUGGCGCGUGCCUUAUUGCCGGACAUUCUGCAUCCGCAUUAUCCACCGCCAUAUAGCGCCUUGCCGGUGCCCGUGCCACUGCCCAUGACAAUGCCCGUGCCAGUGCCAGUGCCAGUUGCUGUUGCCCCACAAUCCGCAAUACAGCAAUCUGGUGGUGGAGCUGGACAACAACAACAACAACAGCCACCGCCGCCACCUCCGCCACAACUAACGCCGGUGAUAUCAACGGUGCCACUGCCUGGACCGGGUCCAGCUCCACUCAUGAAUGACGGACGUUUCACCUUGCCGUUGCCCAUCAUGCGCAGAUCCCCCUCGGAGCGUUCGGGGAAGGGAUGUUGCGGGCAAUGGUUUGCCGGGCCACCUCUGCGUGCCCUCAUUGCCGUCGUAGCCUUGGGCGGUCUGGCUUGUGCUCUAGGCGGAGCUGCUUUAGGUGCCACCGGACUGGCUGGACCCACCAAUUCCCAUCUCACAGCCGCCCUGCUAAUGAUUGGAGUUGGCGUUGUUUUGGUCACAGUGAGUGGAGCUGCCUGGCGGAUGACAGCGCCGGGUGGCCAAAGUUGCCUUGGUCUUGGAACGAGUGUCGAUCUGGGUCGCUGCGGACGCCGCCCCUGCAGUCGCGGUGGUGGGGCACCGCAUGGUCUACUCUAUCCCGAGUUUCAACAUCGACCACCGCCGCCCUCGUAUCAGGCCAGCAUGCAGGAAUAUCGACUCAGACUUUUGCUCUUGGACCGCGAUCGUCAGAAUGGCGUGGUGCGUGGCAAUUCACCACCGCCCACUUAUCGAUCUCAUGCCGGCAGCCUGCUGAGAGCACCUUUGACCACUUUGCGCUCGGGUAUGUCCAGUAAUGGGGCAGGUGGCACUAUUAGCUCCAGCAUGGGCGGUUCCGAGUACAGUCUGCCGCCCAGUUAUCGCUCACGGAAUGCCACGCCCAAUGCCAACACAAUGUGCAGUGAGCGUAAUAUCGAGACAGCGCCAUCGGGUCGUCUGUUGGCCAACGAGGAUGUCCAUUUGCCAUCAGAGCCAACUAUGGCCGAGCAAUUGCAACAGCAGCAGCAGCAGCAACAACAACAGUCAUCAAACACAUUGCUAACAUCGGCCAUUGUGGAAAUUGAGUCGAGUAAUCGCGGUCGUCAGGUUGUCGAUGCGUCAGUGGAAACGACUCCAACAGCAAAAUCAAAAGGCAAAGGCAAGAGCAAAGACCUGGUUACCAUUGUGACCAUAUCCCAGGCAGACUCCUCAACCAACAACAACAGCAACAGCCAAAUGCAGUCAACUGGAUUAACGCAGACGCAUCCACCUGGCCAGGUGGUGGCCAGUGCACUCGAUCAGAUCGAUAUAUUGGCGCACCUGUAACUCCCAACUCCAACUGAGACUUCAAAAUGUUCUUCAAAUGAUUUUGAGUUCUUUUAAGCAAUUAUCUUCUUUUUUUUCUCUCUCUUUACAAAAACACUUGUUAACCCAAAGGUAUUUAUUUAAACAAAAAACUAAAAAGGAAAAUUAAACUGAAAGUGG
This is a messenger RNA of Drosophila willistoni, 4075 nucleotides long. RefSeq lists its product as uncharacterized. The record is from RefSeq and is a predicted model, not a curated record. The transcript is spliced from 7 exons. The coding region runs from base 149 to 3916 and encodes 1255 amino acids. Lineage: Eukaryota; Metazoa; Arthropoda; Insecta; Diptera; Drosophilidae.